AUGGGUCGCGCCCGACGAUCCAGGUCUUCCCCUCGAGCUGUACGGAGAUCACGGUCAAGAGAGAGGAAGGCCAAGGCCAAAAAGCACAAGAAGCGCAGGAGGUCCUCCUCCUCCAGGACUCGUCGAAGAUCGCCCUCGGUGCAGGAACUGGAUGCGGCGGCGCUGGAAGAGCAGCGUCGCCAGAAGGAGCUGGAGGAGAAAAUGAUCGAAGACGAGGUGGCCCGGCGCUAUGCGCUGGAGCUGCAGCGCACGCUGGAGCAGCGGAUGGCGAGCUCCGAGUUUCAAGAGAUGGUCAAUGAGAAGGUGGAGGAGGAGCGAAGACGAUUGGAGGAGAUCAUGCUCAAAGAGGUUGACGAGACCAAGCGUAAGAUCCUCCAGGAGAUCGAAAGGAAAGAGAAGGAGAAGCACGAGAAGGAGGAGGCUGAGAAGGAGCUGCGGAAGCAGGAGGCCGAGGUCAAAGAGUUUCAGAAGCGGAAGGAGCUUGAAGUGCAAGCCAAGCUCGACGAGGAACGCCUCAAGGAGUUGGAGCGCCGUCAAGAAGAGAAGCGCUUGAAGCGCGAAGAGGAAGCUGCCAAAGACGCACAGAAGGCGGCGGAGACCUCGCGCUUGCUGAACACGAAGGGUCAACGGCAGUCGGUGGGCUUCAAGCUGAAGCCCAGCAUCCUUUGA
Durusdinium trenchii is the source of this 669-nucleotide messenger RNA. The record is from the annotation of a GenBank genome assembly. Lineage: Eukaryota; Dinophyceae; Suessiales; Symbiodiniaceae.